This is a messenger RNA of Cataglyphis hispanica, 1141 nucleotides long. RefSeq lists its product as uncharacterized. The coding region runs from base 144 to 866 and encodes 240 amino acids. Lineage: Eukaryota; Metazoa; Arthropoda; Insecta; Hymenoptera; Formicidae. The record is from RefSeq and is a predicted model, not a curated record. The transcript is spliced from 2 exons.
UCGACUUGGGCUUGGCAAGAAAUUUACCCUCUCUAUAAGUAGAGCAAAAGUUUAUAAAACCGAGGACUGCAAGCGACGCGCUUCUAGUUUGGUCCAGAACUUCUCAUCUAUUGAUCCUCGUACAAUUUGACGGAAAGGAAAUCAUGUUCAGAAUAUUGAUACCAUGCUUAAUAUGGUUGUCAACGGUGCGUUCGGAGGCUGGGAUGCAGAUGAACAUGCCGGAUGAGCCGCUGAUGGACAGAGCAGCGGAUACUUCGAUACUAAAGGCAAAGAGAGAGUCCAUUCAUCAGCCUUGCGGACCAAUUUACUCGCAUGUUCCCACUUAUUCGCCGCCAUCCGUUUACGUUAAGCCCUUGCUACAACAAGCUUAUCUGAAAAAGGAACUGGGGGUAGCACAACCCUUAGCUCAUUUGCAGUAUAUUCAACAACCGCCCGCUUAUGCCGUGGUACCGAAACCAGCCGUCACAUAUGUGAAGCCGGUGACAUCUGCGAUAAAUUAUCACCCAGUGCAUCAACCUGUGCAGUACAUCAAGCCCGUGAUGCCCAUUGAUCAGAAGCCUUUGCUGUCAUACGCGCCAGUCUAUCAAAAAUCAUUGUAUUCUUACGCACCUAUGUAUCAGCAACAGCAACUUAUGUAUCAUGACGUGAUGCCGAAAGUCUUCCUCAAGAAGUAUGAAACACCUGUCGCUCAAAUUGCUUAUCAAAAACCAUUGGUCCAUACUCCCGUUCAGUACGCGGCGCCGAAGGUGGUGCAGAUACAAGCGCCGCAGUUGUCCUAUGCAAAACCCGUUGUUCAUGUUCCAUCACCCUUAUAUGCCCCGCAACCCGUUCAUAAUUCUGUCAUAGUUAAGCCGCAUUGUGUAUAGAUGACUCGAUUGCGCGCAACGUAGAUGUAGAGCUUUACAGAAUUUGAGAACUCUUAAAUAUUCAGCGAGCAGUUUUAUCAUCGAUUGGCAUUUAAACAAAAAAUAACGCCGAUAGAUUGCAAUAAAUAAAAAUGUGUAAAAUUUUAGCUUGAUAACAUAAUGCGUUUAUAUAAUACACACACCCAUCUCUUAUCGAAUCAAAUUAUAAAAAAACAGAUUGUCAAAAAUGAUAAAUUCAAUCUAAAACAUAUAAUAAAAUUAUUUUUCUUUUUCAA